Aegilops tauschii subsp. strangulata is the source of this 312-nucleotide messenger RNA. Lineage: Eukaryota; Viridiplantae; Streptophyta; Magnoliopsida; Poales; Poaceae. The record is from RefSeq and is a predicted model, not a curated record.
AUGGCCUGUCCAUGUUACGUGUAUCUUAAGCUUAAGAUGCCAGGGCCGAAAGGCGUGAUCACUAUCACGGGCAAUUGUAAGUUGGCCGAAGAGUGCCUCCAGAAGGGCUCCCAGAUUGCUGAUGAGCAAAUGGCGAUGGCCGAGCUGGACAAAUACAAGAAGGCGGUAGAUUCAAGCGAGCUGCUGAGGUCCAAGAAGCCGACUAUGGAAUCCGCUUUUCAGUCAGGAGGGGAGACGAAGCCGGUGCACGUCCAUCCGGAAGAUCCAAGUGCUGCUCCGAUGAACAUCUCCACCACGCUUGACAGCAAAUAG